GCACGCCACACGCCACGUUUCGCCAGUCUUAUUAGUUUGCUCGUCAGUAAUAGUGGCUAGCUUUUCAGUUCUUCAUUUGGUUCAAUAAUUUAGUCAAGAUGAGUGCUCCAGCACCAGCUUAUAAGACCGGAAUAGCCAAAAUGGUAUUAUCCGGUGAUACCGUGAUAAUAAGAGGGCAUCCGCAAGGUGGGCCGCCUCCAGAAAAAGUCAUCGCGCUGUCGGGCAUCACAGCGCCCAAACUCGCUCGACAGAAAACAGUCAACAACAAUUCUGAAACAAAGGAUGAACCAUUUGGGUGGGAAGCUCGUGAAUUUCUACGAAAAAAAUUAGUAGGCAAAGUAGUCACAUUCACCUCAGAGAAACCCCCAAAUGCAUCAAGAGAGUAUGGAUCUAUUUGGAUAGGGAAAGAUCCAACAAAAGAUGAAAAUGUGAUAGAAUCCCUGCUGGCUGAAGGAUUAGUGAAAAUAAGAGAUAGCAGCCGGAACUUUCCACCAAUGAAAAAAUUUAUUGAAAUUGAAGAUGCCGCAAGAGCACAAGGCAAGGGUCUAUGGGGUACUGAUAUCCAGAAACAUGUCCGGGAUAUUAAGUGGACUAUUGAUAAUCCGAAACAAUUCGUAAACAAACAUAAUGGCCACCCUAUCAAGGCGAUUGUAGAAUAUGUACGUGAUGGGUCUACCGUGAGAAUGACAUUACUGCCUGAUUACUACACCAUUACUUUGAUGAUAUCUGGAAUUAGAUGUUCUCCAAUUAAGCAAGAUGGAGAAUCAGAUCAAUUUGCUGAAGAAGCGAGAUAUUUUGUGGAAGCCAAAUUGCUGCAGCAAGAUGUUGAAGUUAUUCUUGAAUCAGUUAACAAUGCAUAUUUUGUGGGAACCAUCUUACACCCCGCUGGGAACAUCGCUGAAGCUCUGCUCAGACAAGGAUUCGCAAAAUGCGUUGAUUGGUCCCUUGCAGUUAUGAAAUCUGGUGCUGCUGCACUGAGAGCUGCUGAAAAAGCAGCAAAGGAAUCUAAAACACGGAUGUGGACUAACUAUACAUCUAAUGCGCCUAUUAUUUCACCUAAAGACAAAGAGUUUACAGGAGUUGUGUUGGAAAUUGUGAACGGAGAUGCUCUUAUGAUCAAAUUAUCCAAUGGUAUACAUAAGAAGAUAUUUUUGGCCAGCAUUAGACCACCUCGUGAAAAGAACAACGGUCCAGAUGAAGAAGGUAAGCAGUCACCGAGACCAAAAGGGUUCAAACCUCUGUAUGAAAUUCCUUGGAUGUUUGAAGCGCGCGAAUUCCUGAGGAAGAAACUCAUUGGCAAGAAAGUUAGUGUGACUGUUGAUUACAUUCAGCCAGCUAAAGACACCUACCCAGCCAAGACUUGCUGCACUGUCAUGGCUGGUGGAACUAACAUUGCAGAGGCACUAGUAAGCAAGGGUUAUGCAACUGUUGUAAGAUACAGAAAUGAUAAUGACCAGAGAAGCUCCCACUAUGACAAACUACUGGAAUCUGAAUUGAAGGCUCAAAAGGCAGCAAUUGGAAUACACGCCAAGAAAGAUAUUCCCACUCAUCGCGUACAAGAUACCAGCGGUGAUCCAGCUAAAGCAAGAAAAUUCUUACCAUUCCUCAAGAGAAUUCAGAAAACUGAAGCUGUAGUUGAAUUCGUCGCCAGCGGAUCCAGACUCCGUUUGUACAUUCCCAAAGAGUCUGUCCUCGUUACAUUCUUGCUGGCUGGAGUUGUCUGCCCUCGAGGUGCCCGCCCUGGUGCUGGCGGAGGACCCAUGCAAAUUGCUGAGCCGCAUGGCGAAGAAGCCCUGCAGUUUACCAAGGAGAAAUGCCUCCAGCGUGAUGUGCAUGUCACCAUUGAGGACAUGGACAAGGCCGGCAGCUUCAUCGGCUGGCUCUGGAUAGAAAAUGAGAACAUGUCUGUCUCCUUGGUUGAGCAUGGCCUUGCUACUAUGCAUCAUGCCGCUGAGUCCUCGGAAUACGCGCGAGCAAUUAAGACAGCAGAGGAGAACGCUAAGAUGAAACGCAUCGGAGUUUGGAGGGAUUUCAUUGAAGCGGACCGUGAAAUCGAAAAGGAGAGGAAUGCCCCAAUUAUGGAACGCGUUGUCAAGUACGACAAAGUUAUUGUCACUGUUGUUAAGCCUGAUGGCAAUUUCUACGUCCAGAAUAUUGAUCUUAUUCCUAAGUUGGAGGCGUUGAUGGAACGGAUGCACCAUGAUUUUAAAAAUUGCAGCAGCCCGAUGCCUGGUUCGUUUGUACCCCGGAAGGGAUACAUGUGUGCGGCGCGCUUCACUGCCGACAACAAUUGGUACAGAGCAAAAGUUGAGAAGGUUACGGACGAUGGAUUUGCUCAUGUCUUGUACGUUGAUUAUGGAAACAGAGAGAUACUAGACUUCACCCGGCUGGCCCCCAUACCGCCCAGCCUGGACAUCGAGCCGCCGUACGUUAAUGAAUAUGUACUGAGCUGCAUCAAGUUGCCAUCUGACGCUGAUGACUUGCGCGAGGCGGUACGUGCAUUCUGUGCUGACACGCUCAACAAGAAACUGCUCCUCAACGUUGAAUCCCGCGGCACACCGCCUGCUGUCACCCUCGUCGAUGCUGCAACCAACUCCGACAUUGGAAAGAAUCUGAUCAAGGAGGGUCUUGUGCUGAUGGAUUAUACCCGCGAGCCGCGCCUGGCUGGGCUGAUGGGCGAGUACCGCGCUGCGCAGGAGCACGCGAAGACCUCGCGGCUGAACCUGUGGCGGCAUGGAGACAUCACCGAGGAUGACGCCAUCGAGUUUGGAGCGCGUCGCUAGCAUACGUAUUUGUGGUUCGAUGUAACCGCAACAGCAUCGCACAGGCGUACCUGUGCCACUUGCGCCGAACCCAGAGACAUCAUGAAAGUCCUUAUGGAUUUCCUGUAAAUCAAUAAACUCUUACCUCCCAAAUUUUUAAACUUUGAUGAUUAUCUAUAUAACCGUUAUGUGAGAGGACACAGCCCCAUAGUUAUGUGUAUUUGAUGUACGUGUGGCAAUUUGUAAGCCGAUAACGAUAUUGCGAGUAAUUUGCUUCUCUUAGUGAAAUAUUUGAUAUCUUGAUGUACCUAUUUUAAUGUAAUGUUUGUAGUACGAACGUAAGUUCUGUUAAAAUAUUAAAUAUUUAUAGAGUUCUUUUAAUUUAUUUACAUUGUCAUUUUGUUUGAUCAAAAUACUUUCUUAUGAGUUCAAUUACCCCUCAGCUCUCCAUCUCUUCUUUUUAAAAUGUUUUACACGUUAUCCUUGGCAGUUUUCAUAAGUUAAUUAUUAGAGAAAUAUGUUUUGUUUUUUCUACAAUAUGGUAUUUUGAAUAUUUUAUAUGUAUAGAUGAAUUUUAUAGAAUAUGUAAUGUUGGUAUUUACUUAUUUACAUAUGUCUAAUGUUCCCUAUGAGAGAUCACUGCCAAUAUCUUUUUUCUAUAUUAUAAUGAGUUUUUGUAUAAUUGAGAUUUUUAUAACAAAUAUAUAUAUAUAUAUAUAUAUAUUUUAAUCUCUCAUGGGGAUUAAUUUGAUAUUAUAGAUUUUAUAUAUAAUGAAAUGAAAUUAAUUAAUAAUUCCAUGAUCUAUUAUUACCUAAUAUUAUAUGAUAAAGGACUUUUGAGGUAAAAAAAAAGUUUUUAACAUAAUAUAAAUAAAUUAAAUGACCUAGGAAUAUGCAUGCAUUUAUCACAUUUAUCUAUAAAAAGUAGAUUUUUGUGUUAAUAGAAUUGGAUGUCGUGAAACAAUUACUUAAUUAAGAUAUAUGUGUCCUGUAACGAUUUUAAACAAUUUUCAAGAUGAUUCGUAAAAUAAUAUGUGUGAUUCCCUUAGCUCUGUCCCUCUGAUACAUAAAUUAUAAUAAUAUUCGAUGUCACGUAGUUUACAGCAUAAGUUGAUGGUUAAAUAAACAUGAUAUAAUUAAUUCAUAUUCA
Molecule: messenger RNA, 3912 nt
Organism: Papilio xuthus (Asian swallowtail)
Lineage: Eukaryota; Metazoa; Arthropoda; Insecta; Lepidoptera; Papilionidae
Gene: Tudor-SN
Product: Staphylococcal nuclease domain-containing protein 1
Exons: 10
Coding region: 99-2783 (894 amino acids)
Biological process (GO): mRNA catabolic process; regulatory ncRNA-mediated gene silencing
Cellular component (GO): RNAi effector complex; cytosol; nucleus
Molecular function (GO): RNA binding; nuclease activity
Source: RefSeq, a predicted model, not a curated record